CUCGCUUUCUCUCUCUGCCUGGAGCUGCCGCUGGGGCUGUUGUGAUACGCCGCCGCCGCCGCCUCCUGAUCUCCUUUCUCCCCCUGUCACUCCAGCAGCCCAGCGGUGGUGGAGGGGGAGCAGGAGAGCCAAGAGUCGCUGGGCUCCAUCUCGAUCUCCGGGGUGCUCCCCUUCCCAAGCCAGCCAGCCAGCCCGCUCGCCAGCCAAGCCACUGCCGGCGCCGAAAGCACCCCGAAACCCUUCUCGGAUCUACUGCCAAGCCCCAAGGGAAACUGGCAUCCACAUCUGGGCAAGCACAUCUGGGCAUGCAACGCCGAUUUUUUCCGGAUUCCGCGCGCACCCAGGAAGGAAAGCUUUUCCUCUUUUCUCGUUAAGCCCUCAGUCUUCCUGGAAGGGUUCCAUUUUUGAACCGCUUUUUCACCGAAAAGGAAACAAGGAAACGAGCUAGAGGGAGACAGCGGAGGAAUCCCAAGGCGGUUUUCUUUUCUUUUUCUUUUACUUCCCCCCAGGGAUUCAGUUCAUGGGGAUGUGUUCAAGGCAAGAUAGGAUUCAGAAGGAUAUUGACAUAGUGAUCCAAAAGUGCAAGGCGGAGAAGGACUGCCUGUUUGCAGAUUUCAGAUACGCAGAUUCCACUUUUACCUUCACCUACGUUGGAGGAUCCAAAAGCAUAUCCUAUUCGGUGCACGUCUCUGAGGAUUACCCAGAUAACACCUAUGUGUCCAGCUCAGAUAAUGAUGAAGAUGUACUAGUUACAACAGAGCCAAUUCCAGUAAUUUUCCACCGAAUUUCCACAGAAUUGCGAAAAACCAAUGAUGUCAACUGUUGUUUAUUUAUAAAGUCAAAAUUACAAAGAGAAAAUGGAGAGGAAUCAAGACACAGUAAUGUGGUUGAAGAAGAUUCAGAAGGGGACAAUGACUCAGAAGAGUUUUACUAUGGAGGGCAGGUUAGUUAUGAUGGAGAACUUCACAAACAUCCACAGCUGGAAGCUGACUUGGCAGCAGUAAGAGAAAUCUAUGGGCCAAAUGCAGUAUCUCUCAGGGAAUAUGGAGCCAUUGAUGAUGUAGAUAUUGAUCUGCAUAUUGAUGUUAGCUUUCUUGAUGACGAGAUUGCAGUGGCCUGGGAUGUAAUCCGCACAGAGCCUAUAAUUGUGCGCUUGCACUGUUCACUCACCCAAUACUUAAAUGGACCUGUGCCCACCAUUGAUGUAUUUCAGAUCUCUACUAAGGAAAGAUUUGGACUGGGGCAUCAGCUAAAGAAAAUUAUGCAAACAUUUGUUACACAGCAAUGGAAAAAUGGCAAAGAAAAAUCGAACAGUAUGCACAACAAAAAAUUCUCAGAAAAGAAAGUGAAAUCUCCCCUGCACAUCUUUUCUACAUUGCGCAGGUCGCCGAGUUAUCCUCCACCAGGCUGUGGAAAAAACAAAUCAAAAUUGAAACCUGAACAAGAUGGUAUCUCAAAAACCCACAAGUUAUUGAGGAGGACUUGUUCUAGCACAGUUAAAGCUGAGGAAUCAUGUGUGGCAAAAUCUCACAGAACCUUUGGUCGCUCGCUGUCCAGCGAUCCUAGGGCUGAACAUGCAAUGACCAUUAAGUCACACAAACUGUUGAACCACUCUUGCUCUGCAACCAUUAAGCAGGAUGAAGGCAUCACGUUAAAGUCCCACAAACUGCUGAAUAGACCAUGCUCUGGGGAUAUGCGAUGUGAGCACAACAGUACUUUGAAGCCCCACAAACUUUUAAGCAGGUCUUAUUCCAGUAAUCUUAGGAUGGAUGAAUUGGAUGGGUUGAAGAACCACAAGUUACUCAGCAAGAGUUAUUCCAGUGCCCCCAAAUCAUCUAAAAUGGAACUUUUCAAAGAACCCACAAUAACAGAGGGCAGGAGACUCUCUCUUACCUCAGGGCUUAUUGGUAUCUUAACACCAUCCACAUCUUCGCCAUCGCCAUCCUCUGUGCGUAAACUGUUUUCUUCUCCAAAUUAUGGUGCAAAAUCUGUUCCUAUAAGAGACCAUGGCUUUCUUGUGCAGACAAUUGAGUUUGCUGAGCAGAGGAUACCUGUACUAAAUGAAUAUUGUGUAGUUUGUGAUGAACCACAUGUAUUCCAGAACGGACCCAUGCUCAGGCCAACAGUCUGUGAACGGGAACUGUGUGUAUUUGCUUUCCAAACUCUAGGCGUGAUGAAUGAAGCCGCAGAUGAAAUUGCAACAGGGGCUCAGGUUGUAGACUUACUAGUAUCUAUGUGCCGUUCUGCAUUAGAAUCCCCAAGAAAAGUUGUCAUUUUUGAGCCAUAUCCUUCAGUAGUAGAUCCUAAUGACUCUCAGAUGCUAGCCUUUAAUCCCAGGAAGAAGAAUUAUGACCGAGUCAUGAAAGCACUGGAUAGCAUUACUUCCAUAAGAGAAAUGACGCAGGCACCUUAUUUAGAAAUAAAGAAGCAGAUGGACAAACAAGACUCACUUGCGCAUCCUCUACUACAGUGGGUUAUUUCUAGUAAUAGAUCACAUAUUGUGAAGCUACCUGUGAACAGGCAAUUGAAAUUUAUGCACACCCCACACCAGUUUCUUCUGCUCAGCAGCCCACCAGCCAAAGAGUCCAAUUUCAGAGCUGCUAAAACUCUUUAUGGAAGUACCUUUGCAUUUCAUGGAUCGCACAUUGAAAACUGGCACUCGAUCCUGAGGAAUGGCUUAGUGGUUGCUUCCAAUACAAGGCUGCAGCUCCAUGGUGCAAUGUUUGGAAGUGGUAUUUACCUUAGUCCAUUGUCAAGCAUAUCUUUUGGUUACUCAGGGAUGAACAAGAAACAGCAGAAGGUAUCAGCUAAGGAUGAGCCUGCUUCAAGCAGUAAAAGCAGCAGUGUAUUACAGUUACAAAAAAAGGGGCAGCAGUCUCAAUUUUUGCAAAGCCGAAACUUAAAAUGCAUAGCCUUAUGUGAAGUGAUAACUUCACCAGAUCUGCACAAACAUGGGGAGAUAUGGGUAGUUCCCAACACUGAUCAUGUGUGUACGAGAUUCUUCUUUGUCUAUGAAGAUGGCCAAGUAGGCGAUACAAGUAUAAACACUCAAGAGCCAAACAUCCAUAAAGAGAUCCUCCGAGUCAUUGGUAAUCAAACUGCUACUGGUUGAAAGGACCUCUUAAAUAGUUCUUGUGUUUUGGGAGCCUUCUUCAGUCUCAAAGCUGGAUUUUGAACUGAAGAAGAUAUAGUGUAAAAUAUAUUUCUUUUUUUUCCUGAACAAGUUAACCCUUUGAAUACUUUUUUCUUACUUAGUAUUUCUUAUCACAAAAGUUUAUGAAUAUAUAUAUAUAUAUAUAUAUAUAUAUAUAUAUAUAUAUAUAUAUAUGCGCAACAGUAGGGAGACGUGUUGAUACAAUGCAGGUGAUAAUUGAACAGAAAUUUUGAUUAUUCACAAUAAACAUACUUUGAACAGGAGUUUUGUGCUGCUAUUUUUAUAUUAAAGAAUUGAAUUGGAUUAUUUUACUAUUGUAUAUCUAUAUUUUUAAAUGUAUGAUAACUACAGAAAGGCGUCUACUUCUUUUAAAAAAGUGGAAUCCUAUAUAAAUGGAAUUACUGAAAUAUUUACAUUUUAAUACAGCAUAGGAAUUAGUUGCUUGAAAUUUAAUAAAUAAGAUAGAAAGGUUAGUUGUAAUAUAUUUUCCCUUUAUGCAAAAGAUGUAUGGGAUCCAAAAUGUUACAGAAAAAACACCUUUCUGUUCUAUUGACAUAAUAUAUAUAUAUAUAUGUAUCCUAGCUUAAAAUUGUUUUAUUAAUUGUCGGUAUAACAGCAUGUAUCUGAAGGUGUACAGAUUUUAUUCCGUUAGAUGAAGGAGCUUUUAGAGAAAACAUUCCUGGUGGAUUCAAUCAAUACAUCUCUCUUAAAUUCUUGGGAAGACAUUUUUUGUGCGCAUAAGAGUUUAUUUAAUGUCUGAUUGUGUCCAUGCUACCUUUAUGAAAAUUUCAAAUUAUUACAGGCAAAGCACUGAGUUUUUUACAGCUCAAAAAAUUCUGUUUUCUUUGGAUUUUUGCCACAAGCAUAUAGCAAUAUUCAUGUGACAAAAAAAGAAACCGUGAGCAGAAGUUCUAGAAACCUAAUUGCAAAACUUUUACCAUUCCCCCCAUUCCAAAUGAAAACAUGCUUUUGGAUGUCCAAUCUUUUCCAUUUCACUGUACACACAUAAAUGGUCAAAAUCACAUUGAUCCUAUUUGCAGAGCUGUUUCACAUGGAACAUGUAAUUUGUACAUAUAUUUGUAUAGUGGGGUAGCUAAUGAAUCUUGGAUAUGUGCUCCCAUUUUUUUUAAUUUCUGUGAACUAGACUCACACAUAUACAGAAUAGUUUGUACUGAUUCAUUGUUUUUCUCAGGAUACAAAACAAUUUGUGGCUACUUGCAAUUAUCUUGUUACACAAAGAAGAAUCUAUGCCCAAGAAAGGCCUAAGGCUACUACUCAUUGCAUACAUUACAUGUAGUUCUGGAGAUUGUGAGAAACAGUAUGCAACUUCUAUCAUAUUAAGAGCUGAGUUUGUUGUCUUGUUGUCACUGAAUUGGGUAAAACAAUCGCACCUUAAAGGGUAACCAAAUAAGAUGGUAAGCAUCUUCCUCCUGAGGGUUGUUCUUAUUAUCUGUUUUGUUUUGACACCCAUGAAACCAUCAGUGAUUCUUGUCUACAAUUUUAACCUAAUGGGAAAUAAAAUG
Crotalus tigris (Tiger rattlesnake) is the source of this 4677-nucleotide messenger RNA. It is a transcript of the gene PARP8, whose product is annotated as poly(ADP-ribose) polymerase family member 8. Gene Ontology annotation, cellular component: endoplasmic reticulum tubular network; intracellular anatomical structure; membrane. Gene Ontology annotation, molecular function: NAD+ poly-ADP-ribosyltransferase activity; kinase binding; protein serine/threonine kinase activator activity. Gene Ontology annotation, biological process: endoplasmic reticulum unfolded protein response. The coding region runs from base 521 to 3112 and encodes 863 amino acids. The transcript has 26 exons. Lineage: Eukaryota; Metazoa; Chordata; Lepidosauria; Squamata; Viperidae. The record is from RefSeq and is a predicted model, not a curated record.